UUGUCACGAGGACACUGUCAUGGCAGCCUCCAUGAUGAACAUGGCACAGAGAUGUUUACAUCUGGUGAUAUAUUACCAGAUUGAAAUGUAGUUGUAUUUACGUAGACACCGUUGUGUUCUGGACUUUCUCUGAGAGCAUAUUUCACUGCAAAUCGACUUUGAGGCGAUGGCUCUGGUCUGCAUUCGUGUGUUUGUUCGCCAGAGGUUUCCUCUGAACUGCCGAGGUUACUCAAAACCUAGUAGUGUGCCAAAGAGAAGGGAGACGAACAUCGACAAACCAGUUUUCCAGUACGUCGGCCAAAACAGAAAGCCCAAUGAUAAAGUGUUUGUUUGGGGAUUCAGUUACACGGGAGCUCUGGGUAUCCCUAGUUUUGUGGUCCCAGACAGUGGUAGGAAAAGACCUCGAAAAUAUCAGCUGACACCUUACCGUUUAGAUACAGCAGAGAAGAUAUCCUCAGCAGCAUGUGGGUAUGGCUUCACUUUGUUGGCGUCCUCCACGCCAGAUGUCAUAAAACUGUGGGGAAUGGGGCUGAAUAAAGACUCUCAACUAGGAUAUCAGCGUACACAACAUGACAAAUAUAAGAGCUAUGACUACGUGCUAGAGCCUGCACCUGUAGCUCUGCCGCUAGCCAAGCCUCAAGAGACGCGGGUGGUCCAAGUGUCCUGUGGCCGUGCGCACUCUUUGGUACUCACAGAUUCAGAGGGAGUGUUCAGCAUGGGAAAUAAUGCAUAUGGACAGUGUGGAAGGAAGAUUAUUGAAGAUGAAGUCUAUAGUGGGAGUCACACAGUACACAAUAUUGAGGGCUUUGACAGCAAAAUCAUCCAGGUAGCCUGUGGACAGGACCACAGCCUUUUCCUAUCAGAGACAGGAACAGUAUAUGCCUGUGGAUGGGGAGCUGAUGGACAGACAGGUCUGGGUCACUACGACAAAGCCUCUUGUCCUGUCAUGGUGACGGGAGACCUGGCGGGGGUGAAGGUCCAGCAGGUGGCCUCUUAUGGAGAUUGCAGCCUUGCCGUGUCCACAAACGGCCAGCUCUUCGGUUGGGGGAACUCUGAAUACCUACAGCUGGCCUCUAUCACGGAGAGCACUCAGAUAAGCUCUCCAAAGCUGCUUCCUCUGGAGGGGGUCGGCAGGGUGCAGCAGGCCGCGUGUGGUGGGACCCAAGUGGCCGUACUAAAUGAUGAAGGUGAGGUGUUUGUAUGGGGGUUUGGGAUUCUUGGAAAGGGUCCUAAUCUCUCAGAGUCCUCAACCCCUGAGAAGCUUCCGCCAACUCUCUUUGGCCAAUCAGAGUUUAAACCUGAUGUCAAGGUCACACGCGUCCAUUGCGGAUUGAAUCAUUUUGCUGCAAUCACAAGCCACGGUGAGCUUUUUGUAUGGGGAAAGAAUGUCAGAGGAUGCUUGGGUAUUGGAAGGCCAGAUGAUCAGUAUUUUCCAUGGCGGGUGACUGUACCAGGACACGUGGUGGACGUGGCAUGUGGUGUAGAUCACAUGGUGGCCAUGGUCAAAUCUCUGAUCUAAGUGAGGAGACAUGGAGCGCUCUCUACGGUGAUCAGGCUUGUUUUCUUAACCCCCUGGCUUUCUUGGCAGCUUCUGUUCACUGUGGCCGUCUGGAAUCUGGCUGGACAGAACGACAUCCCGCCCAACAUGGCUUCCAUAUUAUAUAUCCGUCCUUCUGAAGCAUGCAGAGCACAAGUCAGCACUUCAGCAUGUUGGAUACGCCUUGUUUCAAAAACUUACUGUGUAGUGUGAUCAUGGAUCCACUAUCAGAACACUUAAUAAGAACUGUUAACCUAGAAGAAGGUUUUUAUUUUUGCACAGACAAUAACUAUUUUCCCCAAGGCAAGUUGGUUGGGCAGCUCAACAAAUGAUCGUCAUGUGAACAUAUGUCAAAUUAUAUAAUGUGUACAACAUGUCAGUGUUUUAGAAUUUCUCCUUUAAAUCUCAGUGUUCAGUGACUUUUUUUCUAUCUAUGCAUAUUGUACAAAGUUUGUGUUUAUCAUCUUUGAGGCAAGUAAGAUAAUGAACAACCAUAUUUCUAGUCAUGUCUGUCCUGCUACUGAAAAGCCAUAACGUAAGUGUCACUACUUGAAUGAGCUGUGGAUUUGGUACAGUAGAGGUCUGUGGUGAGAUAAAUGGGAAGUAGAAGACAUGGAUAUGGGCAUCUAUCUCCAGUUGAGGCAUAAAAUGUCUUUCUGUUGUAUCAAACAUAUAAAUCGCAAAGCCCUUCA
This is a messenger RNA of Alosa alosa (allis shad), 2229 nucleotides long. RefSeq names its product RCC1 like (gene rcc1l). The record is from RefSeq and is a predicted model, not a curated record. The transcript is spliced from 12 exons. NCBI's taxonomy places the organism in Eukaryota, Metazoa, Chordata, Actinopteri, Clupeiformes, Clupeidae. The coding region runs from base 167 to 1519 and encodes 450 amino acids.